AUGAGUAGCUACCAGAUGAAUGCCGGCAGUGGACCCAUCCGGGCCAUGGGUCCAUCAGGGGAUGCAACUUACAUGGAUCUCAGCAACAUGCCUGUGGACAACAAGCAGCAGCAGACCAUGAUGUGGCAGCAGAGUCAGUACAUGAGUGAUUCAGGCAUCCAUUCUGGUCAGACCACACAGGCCCCGUCCAUCAGCAGCAAAAGUCAGGGAAAUGAGGUGGAUGAUGGAGAUAUGGACCCCACCAAAAUGAUGUUUGACUGGGGACUGGGCGCAGAUACUUACAACCAGGAACAGGUUGAUGACAUCAACCAGCAGCUGAACCAGACACGCUCCCAGCGUGUGCGUGCGGCCAUGUUCCCAGAGACAAUGCCAGAAGGGGUUCAGAUCCCGUCAACACAGAUCCAGCCGGACCAGCCUACUGCUGUCCAGAGACUGAGUGAGCCCUCGCAGAUGCUGAAACAUGCUGUGGUCAACUUGAUCAAUUACCAGGAUGAUGCUGACCUGGCUACACGAGCCAUCCCUGAGCUGAUCAAGCUGCUGAAUGACGAGGACCAAGUGGUGGUUUACCAGGCUGCCAUGAUGGUCCAUCAGUUAUCCAAGAAAGAAGCCAGUCGACACGCCAUCAUGAACUCACCCCAGAUGGUGACUGCCCUCAUCCGAGCUAUGGCCAACACUGAAGACAUAGAGACCACACGGUGUGCUGCGGGAACCCUGCACAAUCUGUCCCACCACAGACAGGGUUUGUUGGCCAUCUUCAAGUCCGGAGGCAUUCCAGCUUUGGUUAAACUCUUGAGUUCUCCACUGGAGUCUGUACUUUUCUAUGCGAUCACCACCCUGCACAACCUGCUGCUCCACCAAGAAGGUUCCAAAAUGGCUGUCCGUCUGGCUGGAGGGUUACAGAAGAUGGUUGCCCUUCUCCACCACAACAACAACGUUAAGUUUCUGGCCAUAACAACUGACUGUCUCCAGAUUCUGGCUUAUGGCAAUCAGGAGAGCAAGCUGAUUAUACUAGCCAGUGGUGGUCCCGGAGAGCUGGUGCGGAUCAUGAAGUCAUACACCUACGAGAAGCUGCUGUGGACUACCUCCAGGGUUCUCAAGGUUCUCUCUGUCUGCCCCAGCAAUAAGCCUGCCAUUGUGGAAGCUGGUGGCAUGCAAGCUUUGGCCAUUCAUCUGGGACACCAGAGCCAGCGUCUGGUGCAGAACUGUCUGUGGUCUCUGAGGAAUUUGUCUGAUGCAGCUACCAAGAUGGACCAACUGGACAGCCUCCUUCACAUGCUGAUCCAGCUGCUGGCCAGCACUGACAUCAACGUGGUCACCUGUGCCGCGGGCAUACUUUCCAACCUGACCUGCAACAACCAGAGGAACAAGGUGAUGGUCUGCCAGCUGGGAGGCAUCGAAGCCCUGGUCCGCACAAUCAUGCAGGCUGGAGACAGAGAGGACAUCACUGAACCUGCUGUGUGUGCCUUACGUCACCUGACCUCCCGCCACCCAGAAGCUGAAAUGGCCCAGAAUGCCGUGCGCGUGCACUAUGGUCUGCCUGUUCUUGUGAAACUGUUGCACCCCCCAAGCAGAUGGCCCCUCAUCAAAGCUGUUGUUGGACUCAUUAGAAAUCUGGCCUUGUGUCCAGCAAACCACGCCCCGCUGCGAGAGCAUGGGGCUCUGCCUAGGAUUGUGCAGUUGCUGAUCCGGGCACACCAGGACACUCAGAGAAGGGCCUCCAUAAGCUCAAACGGGCCUCCUCUGACUGGCUACGUGGAUGGUGUUCGUAUGGAGGAGAUUGUGGAGGGAACUGUUGGCACAGUGCACAUACUGGCUCGAGAGGCUCACAACCGAGCUGUCAUCCGAGGGCUUAACUGCAUACCUCUGUUUGUGCAGCUUCUGUACUCACCCAUUGAGAACAUCCAACGUGUGGCAGCGGGUGUGUUGUGUGAGCUGGCAGCUGACAAGGAAGGAGCAGAAAUGAUUGAGCAGGAAGGUGCUACAGCUCCACUGACUGAGCUCUUGCACUCUAGAAAUGAGGGAGUUGCCACUUAUGCUGCAGCUGUUCUGUUCCGAAUGUCCGAGGACAAGCCACAGGAUUACAAAAAACGCCUGUCCCUGGAGCUGACCAGCUCACUGUACCGUGGAGAUAACUGGACCGAUCCUCCUGGCUUUGAAGAUAUGUCGAUGCCAUUGGAGGACUCUCGGGACCACAUGUACAACCCACAAGCUUCUCAAGGCGGCAUGUAUGGACACGGUGGGCCACACUCAGAUAUGGGACGGGGACCUACAGGUUAUGAGCAAGUUCCAAUUGACUCCAUGCAAGGCUUGGAUAUAGGCAGCCAACAUGGCAGUGCUUACAGCCCCAUGGAAAACCUGCCCGACCUAGCCAACCCUGGCGAGAUCAACUUUGACAACUUGGACCCGGCACUAGGCACUCACCCUGAUGAUAAUCCCAACCUGUGGUACGACACCGACGUGUAA
Candidula unifasciata is the source of this 2463-nucleotide messenger RNA. The record is from the annotation of a GenBank genome assembly. Lineage: Eukaryota; Metazoa; Mollusca; Gastropoda; Stylommatophora; Geomitridae.